UCUACUAAAAUGCAAGAGUCAUGCCUUUCUAUGUUACUGAAGACGUGCUCGCAUGCACACACAAAUGACUUUUUCUGUCUUUUUGGUUUUGCGAAAAAAUAUCUUUUUUUUUUUUUUUUUUUUUUUUUUUGUCUUUUAGUUUAAAGAGAAGGCUUCAAAUGAAUGUCAGCAUCCAUAUUUCUUGUCCUCUUUACCAAAUAAACCUAAGCUCCGUCGUCAUCUUUCUAUCGUAUUGCUCUAAUGCCCUUUUCCUCCCUCCUCAUGUUGAUGUUUGUCAUACAAAUUCAAAUUUUCAUUAAGACAUACUUCAAGAAACCCACCUCGUACGAGCACAUGAAAAAUGGAAUAUGUCGAAUCAAUUGGCAAUAUUCAAGCCACUACGUCAAUGGAUAGACCUGUUAAGAAACUCAAAUUAAGCCCAUCAUCACAACAAAAGAACCUUAUAAGAGCACCCUUUUUCAAUCUAUCGUAUGAUCCAAAACAGUCGAACAGAUUCAGUGAAGACGGGGUGGGACCUGUAGCUCGGAGGAUUAGAACACGUGGCUACGAACCACGGUUUUGUUAUACUCCUCAUAAUUCAAGAUUUCGUUUUCCUUUUGCUCUUGAUGAUCCCCCAUCAACAAAUGAUUGUCACCUUAAUUGGCAAUCACUUGAUCAGAAUCAAACUAUGAUUUCUUUUGCACCUCAGAAUUGCUUUGAUCUUGACUAUGAGCCGCACCAUCACGCAAAGAUUCAGUGUCGAAGCACUUACAAUGGAACGUUAACAACUUCAUCAACGACAAUGAUGAAUGAUUAUGGCACUGUCUCCUCCCCUUCCCCUAAACGGUACAGGGGAGUGAGACAACGCCACUGGGGGAAAUGGGUAGCGGAGAUUCGUCUUCCUCGUAAAAGAACUAGACUCUGGUUAGGCACGUUUGACACCGCUGAGGAAGCUGCUUUUGCUUAUGAUGUCAAGGCCUUUAGUCUCAGAGGAACAGAUGCACGACUUAAUUUCCCGCAUCUGUUCCUCGGGGAUGUAGACCCGUCCAGUAAUAACAUAGACGAGACCUCGUCACCAGCUUCAAGUACUACGUCAUUCUUGAAAAGUCGUCGUUCUCAAAUCCAACACAAGAAACGGCACAUCAGUCCCGUGGGACAGAGUACCUCUGUUUUAGACAAGGAAAUAAGGAUGUUCGAAGGGAGCGAUAUACAUGAAUCAACGUCCAAAUAUACUACUAAUAUACUACAAGAAAAUAGUGAUUAUUAUCAGGCUUAUACUGAUGUAAUCCAAUUAAAAGAAGGACUAUUUGAUAGUAUAUCAGAUAAAAGGUGGGAUAGCAUGGCUGAUCUGUGGAAUUACAGCAUUUGCUCUGAUGAUAAUUUGCAGCAACAGCAGUGUGAUUUCACCGUUAAUGAUCCAGGCUUCGGGGACGAUCUUUUAAGUACCACCAGCAACCUACUGCAACAGGAUAAUUCAACUUUUCCAGGGACGGAUACAGGGCGAGUUCUGGGGUUGAAGUGAACCUAUUGUUUUCAACUCAGAACUCUGUAUACAUAUUAUAGGAUGAGACGAUUCUAAGAUUUAAAUUUUAUAGGUUUCAGCCUUUAAAAUUCUUAGUGCUAAACUGACUGUAUUUUUAAAUUAUGGGUUUAGAGUCUCAUUUUUAUUUCUUUUUAUUUUUUGACUUUUACAUAUAUAUCAUUGUUUUGUGACAAUUAUAUUGGGGUCGAUUGAAUCCAUAGGUGAACUAUUAAAAUCACACUCAUUUUAAAUUCACUUUAUAUU
Messenger RNA from Lycium ferocissimum, 1765 nucleotides. Its product is annotated as ethylene-responsive transcription factor CRF2-like. Gene Ontology annotation, biological process: regulation of DNA-templated transcription. Bases 341 to 1501 code for a protein of 386 amino acids. The transcript has a single exon. The record is from RefSeq and is a predicted model, not a curated record. Lineage: Eukaryota; Viridiplantae; Streptophyta; Magnoliopsida; Solanales; Solanaceae. Gene Ontology annotation, molecular function: DNA-binding transcription factor activity; DNA binding.